Messenger RNA from Triplophysa dalaica, 2241 nucleotides. RefSeq names its product tyrosylprotein sulfotransferase 1, like (gene tpst1l). Bases 791 to 1831 code for a protein of 346 amino acids. The record is from RefSeq and is a predicted model, not a curated record. Gene Ontology annotation, cellular component: Golgi apparatus. Lineage: Eukaryota; Metazoa; Chordata; Actinopteri; Cypriniformes; Nemacheilidae. Gene Ontology annotation, molecular function: protein-tyrosine sulfotransferase activity. Gene Ontology annotation, biological process: peptidyl-tyrosine sulfation. The transcript is spliced from 3 exons.
GCUUUCUGAACCGUUCAAACGAACAUAAAUUGUGUUUAUUUUUACACGGGUUUUAUAAACCGAGCGCUUCCUUGUUGCAUGCUGCCAGUCGCGUUGGCAAAAACUCAUGUAACAAGUUAACCAUUUAAAUCGUGUCUUUAACACCGCCAGUGUAACGUUGUGCAGUUGUACAUUGCAGCCAUUCAUUUAUGAGGUUAGGACCCUUUCUUCUUUAAUCACUAUUAUACACGGACGUGGUUGUCGAACCCUGCAACAGAGAUACGGUUUCUGGGAUCAGGAAAUGUGCAUACUGUUCCAGAAUCAGCUUUAUGAAUACCGUGCCGAUACACUGCUCGGUCGACUUGUUGCGUUAACGCAGUACGUGCACGUGAUUGUACGUUACAAAUUACGCCGCGACUGUUUGCUGACCAAUCAAGCUUGCACACAACAGAACGGCUUUUCACGCGUUAAAAUGUAGUAAAUAGUUGUUAUUCCAUCAAGCACAAUGGUGCUAGCAAAGAGCACGGGGCUUGAAUUUACAAGCCUGAAUUUAUUGACGCCCCAAGCAAGACCCUGAAGGACUGCUGGCUGGAAUUUUCUUUCAUCCCUUCCCUGUUGUUUUUCCCAAACUGCCUUUCUGCUUACUUUUUCCCUGACCCUCUCUGGAAAGCACUCCCUCUUUCUUUCCAAAACACUUUCGGGGAAUCCUUUCUGCUGAAUGCAUAUUCUUCUUAUUUUCCCUGUUUGCUUGCUUAUCUUAUCUCUUUUGUCAUCACAUAUCUAAAAACAUACUCUCCAAACUCUGUUAAUCAUGAGAAAACAAACUUGCAACAUUCUUUUCAUCUGUGUUAUUAUCAGCUCCAUCACUGUAUUUUAUCUCGGCAUUAGCACUAUAGAAUGUCCAAGUUCUCACUCGCAUACCGCACAGAGCAUGUGGCCGUCGAAUCUGCAUGCGGGCAAAAACCUCAGCGGCCUCCCUGAGGAGUACAACGAGGAAACCCCUCUCAUUUUCGUGGGUGGAGUCCCUCGCAGCGGGACCACUCUAAUGCGAGCCAUGUUGGAUGCCCACCCUCUCGUACGUUGCGGAGAGGAGACCCGCGUCAUCCCCCGACUGUUGGCAAUGCAGGCCACCUGGAGUCACUCCGCACGCGAGCGACUCCGACUUGAUGAGGCUGGCGUUACGGAUGAGGUACUGGAUUCUGCUGUACGUGCCUUCCUGUUGGAGAUCAUAGUGGGGCAUGGGGAACCAGCCCCGAGGCUCUGCAAUAAGGACCCGUUCGCUUUGAAGUCCCUGUCCUACCUCUCCAAGCUCUUUCCAAGGGCAAAGUUCAUCCUCAUGCUCCGAGACGGCAGAGCCACCGUGCACUCUAUGAUUUCCCGCAAGGUGACUAUUACUGGAUUUGAUUUGACUAGUUACAGGGACUGUCUGGUGAAGUGGAACCGAGCGGUGGAGGUGAUGUACGACCAGUGUCUGGCUGCGACACAUGGGAACUGUCUUCCGGUGCACUAUGAGCAGCUGGUGCUGUAUCCUGAGAGGGUGACGCGCAAGCUCCUACAGUUCCUGGAUCUCCCGUGGGACUCCACCGUGCUACACCAUGAACGGCUUAUUGGGAAAGCCGGUGGAGUUUCAUUGUCAAAGGUGGAACUGUCAACCGACCAAGUAGUCAAACCUGUGAAUACAGAGGCCCUGGUUAAAUGGGUGGGCAAGAUUCCUGCUGAUGUGGUGACUGAUAUGGCCAGCCUCGCCCCAAUGCUAAGUCGAUUGGGUUAUGACCCUCUAGCCAACCCCCCAAACUACAGCAAGCCUGAUCUCUUAUUCCUAAACAAUACAAAAAUUGUGAAGUCAAACUAGAACUGAAGCAAAAUAAAGUUCUUUCUGUGGAUAAAUAAAGCUUAAAGCAAUAAAACAAAAGGACUCAAAGACUUGAUUUAACAAGGAAAUCACGUUCAUAAUGUCUGCUAGAAAACAGUUGUUUGUUGAAAGAAAGCCAAUUAUGGACAAUUUUUGCUGGUGUUGUCAGUGUUAACGAGCUAGCGGCAACAGGUUUAAAACAAAUCUUGUUGUUGACUUGAAAUAAACCUGAAAAUUAAUUGCAACGAUUUUUUUUAUGUGUUUGUGAUGCUCAGUCUGUUACUUACUAGUGACUGUUUAUUUUUGUAUGCGUUAAUGCAUGUGUCUUUUACAAUUUACAAUUGUGAAGAGCUGCUUAACUGUAUCUUAUUGUUCCCCAAACAAUGACAAUAAAGUUAUAUUCUAUUCUA